CAGGAAGCGUCCUCACAGCGGCGCAGUGACAGCUCAGCUGGCUGCAGUCAGUCAGUGAGAGGUGUGACAGCGACAAACCGCUGGCUUUCUCCUUUAAAACAACACUGAACAAAAACAAACUCGGGAAUGAAAGUACCACAACUGGACUGAUGCUGCUGUGGAUUUGUAGGUGUCUACGAGGGUGAUUCGCGGUGUCGGUUUUGGAGCAUCACUGGGGAAGAUGUCACUGACACCAGUUGAACCAGAGAGCCACACUCAUGUGCUGGCAGAGUUUGACUGCCUCGAUCCACUUCUGUCUGCUCUACGCUUAGACUCUGGCAGGCUCAAGUGCACAUGUUUAUCAGUGUCGAGGAAAUGGCUGGCAUUAGGAACAUCAGCAGGGGGCUUACACCUGAUUCAGAAGGAGGGCUGGAAACAAAGGAUCAUCCUCACUCACAAGGAGGGAUCCAUCACUCAGGUGGCAUGUUGCCCUCACGAUGAAGAUUUUAUUGCUGUUGCAACAAGUCAGGGUCUGGUGGUGGUGUGGGAGCUGCAGCUGGAGCGGCGGGGCCGACCAGAAAGAGUCAGUGUGUCCUGGGAACACAAAGGUCAGGCCAUCACUGCUCUCUGCUGGGACACAAGCACACUCAGAGUUUUUGUUGGUGACUCUGGAGGCAAAGUGUCCUUUCUGCGUGCAGGAUCCACCAAACUGCGCAAGGGUUCAGCAUUCGUAAUGUUCCCUGUGCAGACCAUCACCACUGUUGACUCCAAAGUGGUUCAGCUUGGCUACCAAGAUGGCCGCCUGCUCGUGUCUUCGCUCAGCCGCUGCUACCUCUGUGACACAGAGAGGGAGAAGUUUUGGCGAGUUGGGAAUAAGGAGCGUGAUGGGGAGUACGGAGCCUGUUUUUUCCCUCAGAAUAAGGGAUUAUUAGUUGGUCAGCCACCCCUGCUGUACUGUGCCCGCCCAGGGUCUCGAAUAUGGGAGGCCAGUUUUCAUGGUGAAGUUCUGAGCACGCAUCAGUUCAAACAGCUGCUAGGCUGUCCUCCUCUACCUCUCAUCACGUUUAGAAAUGAUCCUCAUUACAACCCAGUGCAGAAGAGUCCACAGUCACUUGUCUUUCCUAAACUGCUUUAUUUGGGAGACCAAAACCUGCUGACCUGGACAGAUUCAGCCAUUUAUAUUUUCACACCUCAGAAUGGACAGCUGCUUCUGUGGACUGAGGUCAAAGACUUGGUUGACAUCUCGGUCUACCGCAGCGAGCUCUUCUGUCUCCAUGGCAGUGGACGUCUGUCCCACCUCUCCCUGUUAUCUGCAGAGCGGUGUGUUGAGCGUCUCCUGCGUAGGGAGUCCUGGCUUCUGGCUGCUGCCGUCUGCAGUAUGUUUCAGAACGCAAUCAUCAUCAGCAGGGCCAGGAAAUCCAUUCCUAUUGACCGCCUUGAACAUCUCAGGUCCCAGCUCAACUCCACCACACACCCAGAGCUGAUUGGUCAGCUGGAGGAUGUCAUUGCUAAGCUAGAGCCUCUGGAUUCCGCCUCUAGCAGCCGUAGAAGCAGCAUCUCCUCACACGAGAGCUUCAACGUUCUCGAUUGUGGAAUUUACCGCGUGAUCAGCCGCAGAGGAAGUCAGUCAGAUGAGGAGACGAGCUCACUCAUCAAUCACUCCAUGUCAGAGGAGGAGAGGCUCAAAGAGUUCAGUUUUGUCCAGGAUGAAGAUCAGGUGGAUCAAGAUCCACAGAGCACUGAGCGCCACGAUGCUGAGCGAUCAGAGCAAGGAAUGCACUUCCACCUCCCGCUCUCAUUCCGCCCCAAACCUCCUCGCAUAGCACUGCAGGCCGUCAAAGACAGUGUUUCCAGUUUUGUUAAGAAAACAACGGAGAAGAUCAACACCCUCCAGAUGAACUCUGAACUCUGGCAGCGCCCUGAAUCGAGAGAAGGAGGACACCCUGAAGUGUCCGCAGCCACAUAUUCAGAAGAAAUGGAGAAUGAAGUUUAUGAUGAAAUGCCUAACGCAGAGGCCGACAUGCAGGAACUUCGAUCAGCAACAGAGCGAACUAUAUCCCAGAUCCAGGACCCUUUGGUGCUACUAGAUCCAGUCUGCCUCGGAGAAACACUGCUGGAGUGGCUGCCGGUGCUGGAGCGAGUACUCGGACCUGCAGACCUGGGCUCAGCUGCCGCCAGUGACUCAAACAUUGAUGGACCAGGAGAGAAGCGAUGGGAGAUAGAUUAUCUGAACCCCUGCACAGAGCAGCCAGAGCAGUCCUCCUGCUCACCUGAGCGUCUUACAGAGAAUAAAGAGGAGUCGCCUGAGCUCAGACAACAAGAGGAGCCGUGUGAAUCCACGAAGAUGAAGUCUGACGUUUCAAAUGGAAACCUUUCAGAGCCUGUGCGAGUUGUGUCCCCCAAACCUGUACCAUCAGACCUCCUGGCUACUCUCACCCAGCUGGCCACAUUAUACACGGAGAUGAGCUGCUUCAAAAAACAGGAGAAUGAACUUACUUUGGGAUGCACAAUUUUUCUGCGCCGUUACUUCUUUCUGCUGGAUCAAGAGCGUGUGAGAAGAAUGUGUCUGUUAUGUUACCAGGAGCGGGCCGAGGCGCAGCACUCCUUCAUGGAGGCCAUACUAGAACUCACUCAGUCCUCUAAGGUGGUGGAGGUUAUUCAGAAAGGUGAUUUGCUGAGAUCACUGCGCAGUCUGAGAGAGCUGCAGCCCUGGAGCGCACCGCUACUCCUCGCUCACUUACACAGGCUGUAUGAGAAGCAUGGAGAGGCGGCCGUACGCUCGUUUUCCCAGUUUUAUCCCACAAUUACUCCUGCUGACGUGAUGAACAUGGCUCAGCAAAGCCACUUCCUGGCCUACCUUGAUAAUCUUGUCCUGUCACAAACUGAGGAGCACAGGUUGUCAUUUUUGCAAUCCCUACUUGAGCCAGAGUCACUGAGACAGGAUUGGCUGCAGCUUGCACUUACCCAUGAUGCUCCUCAAUGCUGUGAUACAGUUACCCCUGAUGGACAGCCCAGGUGGCAUUCACAUUGUUUCAGCUGGGGUUACGGACGCCUCCUGUCUCUGCUGAUUCGUCUCCCUGCAGACGUGUCCUCCAAACAGAAGAUGGCUGACGCAUGCCGCAGUCACGGGUACUGGACAGGCUACCUGCACCUCUGCUGUGAGCUGCAGCGUCACACAGACGCCUUCUCCACCAUCUGUCAGCUGGAUGACAUCAGCCUGCUGGAGGAACCUGAGGGAGUUGAGCCCCAGUCCUUGGAUGAGUGGAAGCUCUUGAUCCGCUUGUCUCAGCAGUGCAGCAGUGUGGUCGACACAGAGCAGACCCCAGGUGUAAACGGGGGCAGCUGGUCAAACGGCUCAGCGGGCUGUGGAGGGAAGAUCACUUUGGAGAACCUGACCCUGAUGCUGGCUCGGAAAGUUGGACCCGACCGAGCGGUGACCACCCUGGAGGAAUGCGGUGUGCCGUUGGUCCUUUCCCCUCAAUCCAAACUGGUCUGUGAGCUCCUCAGAGUCACUGAGAAGAGACAGAGGGCGAUGAUCCAGAUGAUGCUCGAGCGCUGUGAUCGGUUCCUGUGGUCUCAGCACGCCUGACUCCAGAUCAGCAGCUUCUCUAAACCAAACAAGAUCAACUUAUACUGUAUUAUUUAGGGUAAGGGUUAGCCCUUGAGGCUUAAUUUGUGCACUGUGAUAUUGAUCAAAAGCUUCCUAAUUCAAAUGAAAGUACUUCUAGUAUUAACUUAUAUUUAAUUCCAGUUGCCUGACAUUUUCAACCAAUGUGUUGUCUUGUCAAAUUAUUGUUCAAUAUGUACAUGUCAAAUAUGUUAUGUCCUGCUGUGAAAAAAAAGAACUGUAAAUAAUUAAGUGUUCCAAACCAGAUAAUAUAAUAUGAAUAAAACUGUAAUGUGAAGCAUCA
Solea solea (common sole) is the source of this 3890-nucleotide messenger RNA. RefSeq names its product HPS5 biogenesis of lysosomal organelles complex 2 subunit 2 (gene hps5). Gene Ontology annotation, biological process: developmental pigmentation. Gene Ontology annotation, molecular function: protein binding. Bases 221 to 3568 code for a protein of 1115 amino acids. Gene Ontology annotation, cellular component: cytoplasm. NCBI's taxonomy places the organism in Eukaryota, Metazoa, Chordata, Actinopteri, Pleuronectiformes, Soleidae. The transcript is spliced from 23 exons. The record is from RefSeq and is a predicted model, not a curated record.